Diuraphis noxia (Russian wheat aphid) is the source of this 2572-nucleotide messenger RNA. It is a transcript of the gene lost, whose product is annotated as methenyltetrahydrofolate synthase domain-containing protein lost. NCBI's taxonomy places the organism in Eukaryota, Metazoa, Arthropoda, Insecta, Hemiptera, Aphididae. Gene Ontology annotation, cellular component: cytoplasm. The record is from RefSeq and is a predicted model, not a curated record.
UCCGAUGGUAGCCGCCAACCCGUCUCUCAGACACAAACCGACCCCGUGCCACGGAGUUACCGCGCUCUCAGUCCGCCAGUCGCCACCGUCACGACAGUCAACGAUACCCAUCGYCUUAKGAGGAGGAGGUGGAGGAGGGUGAGAAUAAUUAUUGCGUUCCUCUCGUUCGGUGCGUCCUCUCCACUAUACCGUCCACCUACAGCCAGUGAUUUCCCGUCGCACACGUAACGCCGCCGGCAACGUCCAACGGCGCACACAUUUAUCUGGUUACCUUUGGCCGGCACACCAUGGGCAACUCCCAUCUACAACAAUUUCCUAACGAAGGUUUACAAUUGAGAAAUCCACCGAGUCCAAAACUUGUAGUUUCUGGAAACAUGAGUCAACAAAAAACUGCAACUGGUUCUCCAAAGAGCCCAAAGUCCUCUGAUGAUAAUUCAAAAUCUGACAGUGCUUCAUCAAGUCCGUCAAAAUCUGGACGUUCCCCAUCUUCAACUAAAUCAAGCCCAGGAAGUAAUAAAUCCCCUAGUCUUGCUGAACGACUUGCUCAAUCAAAUAAGGCCAAACUUAAUCAAUCAUUGAAGAGCCCAGUGUCAAAAUCAUCACCAACAAGUCCUACUGCUUUGGGUUACAUACGGGUGGAGAGUCGUCUUGAUCGUCCCAAGGAUGUGUUUUGGAAUUACAUUUCUAAACGGAGGUUAUUAGAAAUGCCACCCUUGCAAUUAUUACGUACUAAGCAAGAACAAAGUAAUGACUUYGAUUGUACUCUCAAAGAUGUGGACAGUGAACCAGAAGAAAUACCUCCUUCACCAAAAACAUUCAAAAAACCUAAAGGAUAUCGUCAAAAGCGUUAUUCAACUCGAUCUGAAACCAAUGACUCAGUAUUUAAAGAUAAUGUAGUAUCAAAGCAUCGUCGAUCUUCUUCUAAGCAUUCAUUAGCACCUGUUUCUAAAAAUACUGAUUCUAAAAUCAAACCUAAACGUGCUAAAUCUACUUCCAGUCAACAACAUCGCAGUAGUUCUGUUGAAAAACGUAAUGACAAAAAAGAAUUUCGUUCUUCUUCUAAAAAACCUAACAAACGUCGUACAAAAUCUGAAUCUGCUAAAACUGUAACAUCGCCAGUAACAGUAACUGAGUCUAAAAGUUCUAAUGGUACACAAGCUGAUUCACCAGUUGUGUCCAUUGGAACUCCUAAAAAUAAACGUCGAUCUCGUCCAAAACAGUCCCGCAAACGUAUUAAUUCAGAUGAUAUUGAUAAACAAUCCAUUAAUCAAUCUUAUAAUAAAUAUAACUCUCGUAGUACUUCUCGUGCUACUAGGCGUGAUUAUAUUGAUCGUGAAGAUCAUGGUCGUGAUAUGUCUGUUGGGCGUAAAUUUCAAAGAGAUUAUAUACAUAGUCCAAGAAAAUAUUAUUCACAAAACUAUCGUCAGAACAGUUAUUCUCAAGAGCGGCAAUCUUAUCAUGGAAGCACAAGGUCAAAUAGCAGAACGCAUCAUCAUGAUUCGAAUAGGUCAGAUGUUAUGCAACAAAAUAGAUAUUCGAAUGGUCCAACUGUUCGUCCCACUAGAUAUUUCAACGGCCCUAUGGUACGCCAUAACUUUAAUGGACCAGAUACACGUCAAAAUGGUGGAAUCAAUCAUCAUGGCAUUCGUCAUAACAGUUACUCCAAUGAUCCAUUGUCUCGUCAAAAUAGUUUUUAUGAUGGAGUUAUUUCUCGUCGUAACAGCUAUUCUAAGGGUUCUGCAACUCGUCAAGAUAAUUACACCAAUUCUAGAGUUUUCCGUCCACCACAAUAUCGAAAUGGAAUGACAUCACAAUCAGAUGAGAGAGACUAUGUUCAAGAAUCAAGACCUCAUUAUAACAAUAACAACAAMAACCAAUAUGGUUACUACAACUCAAAUGAAAAACCAAAUUAUUCAAGAUCUUCUAGUGGUGAUGAAUUUGUACUCAAAGUUGGAAAUAUUGCAAAUAAUGUUAGAGUGCGUGAUUUGAAGGCUGCUUUAAUGGAACGUGGAGUUAAACCACUGCAUAUUACUUGGAGAGGUCCUAGAGGUUUUGCAUUUUUACGUUACAGUAAUUCUUCUAAUCUGGGUAAAGAUGACGUCAUGGGAUCAUUACAAAAUGUGCGUAUYAAGCCAAAUGGUAUUGAAACUGCUCAAACUCAGACACUUAUUGUUACUGAAUGCCAAUUUUCAUAAGUAAAAUUUUGACUUUCCUUUGAUUAAUUUACUUAAAAAAAAAAAAAUCAUUCUUAUUUUAAAUCUUUAAACAACUGAUAAUCUAUUUUGUAAAUGGUAUAACGAUUAUUUUAACUUCCAUUUUCUCUUUAUUUUAUUCUUCUUUUUUGUGCUUUAAUAUUAACAUAUUUUCUAGUUAAAAUUGUAUAGAAAGUUUUAUCAAAGCGUUUUUGAUGUUAACCUUUCCUUGAAAAAUUUAAGCACUAUUAUCUCAAAUUUAAUACUUUAGUUUGAUAAUUAGUUUUUGAAAUUAUAUUGUUCUUAACUUACAUAAGUACMUAUGUUCAUUUAUUUAGAACAACUUACUUAUUUUUAUUGUAAAGAAUUAUUAGGGAACA